This is a messenger RNA of Spathaspora passalidarum NRRL Y-27907, 1857 nucleotides long. RefSeq names its product Dse1p (gene DSE1). Bases 29 to 1723 code for a protein of 564 amino acids. Lineage: Eukaryota; Fungi; Ascomycota; Pichiomycetes; Serinales; Debaryomycetaceae. The record is from RefSeq and is a predicted model, not a curated record. Gene Ontology annotation, molecular function: protein binding. The transcript has a single exon.
AACAUGUUGUUCUUUCUGUAAAUGCAAUAUGACUGAUUACUACACUCCUUCUUUAUUAUUUAGACAAAAUGCUAUACGGAGAUAUAGCCCCAGCUUGUCUCCCAUAUCUAGCCAAACCAGUUUAGCCAGUACCAUUGAAAGUCUUCACCCUAAUAAAAAUAGCUGGCUACUUAAUUUAGACAACCCAAAAGAUUCCCAAGUUCUUACACAAUCAUGUUCAUUGAAUCGGGUGAACAUCAAAUCAAACUAUUGGAAAAUUCCCGACACUAAUAUGAACCUUACUGGUUUAGCUAUUGCCCCCAAUUCACCAAGUGUCACACCCACAUUAGCCAUAUCACUGGGUAACCGUGAUGCUAAUUUAUUUAUAUAUCAAUUAAAUCUCGAUGAAAAUAACUUGACCCACCAUUGCACAAUCACAUUGCCUAAUAUCCAUGCCAUGGAAUGGGUGAACAACCAGUAUAUGAUUACAGGUAAUAACAAAGGGUAUGCCCAUUUAGUUUCCAUUCCUAGUGUGACCGAUGCAGAAGAAAACGAUGAAGAUGCCGAGAUUUGCAAACGAUUCAACCAUAGAAAACAUUUAAAGAAUCAUCCUGACAAAUAUAAAUCUACUGCCAUUUCAAAACUCGCCAUUCACAACAAUGAAUUGAUCUCCCUUUAUAACAACCACUUGUUUCAAUGGGAUAUAAAGGGCGUUGACACCCAAACUAAACCCAGCCCAAUUUCCAUAACUAACAUAUCUGGAAUAUCGGAUAUGGAUACAUUGGCCGGGUCAAGUACUUUGGCCAUUGCUGGGAAAUUUGGGGUAUCGCUUUUCGAUAGUAGAGAUGCUAAGUUUAAAGUCCCUCAAUACAUUCUACCCGAUAGCUAUGAACAAUUCCGUGAACUCAACGCUAAUAUAAUCAGAUGGAAUAGUAUGGAUAGUAAUGUAUUGGCCAGUGGCCAUGGUGAUGGUGUGGUUAGACUUUGGGACGUCAGAAAAAUCAAUAGUUGUGUUGCAAGUUUAUGUUCAAGUACAAGUGCAGAACACACUCCAACUAUAACCACCCUCGAAUGGAAUAAUGGUGAUAUAUUUACUGGAGCACAAGAUGGGAAUAUAAUCCAUUGGGAUUUAACUAGUACUCCACUCUCAACUAGCCAUACUACAUGCACACUUAGUGAGGGUUUAAACAGUGUGAAAUUUGAUGGUCGUAGUAACAAGAUUGAAAUUGCUCAGCAACGUCAAUGUGGUACUAUACUUCCUGCUUCCAAUACCAAUAUUGUUAGCAUGACUAGUUUGCAACUUGAUGAUGAUACCGUUGUUGUUUCGAUCGAUGGUUCUUCAUUCUUGGGUGUUCACUCGAAAGUCACUGAAAUUAAACAAUAUCAUACUAAUUUGUUUGACAACACUCUUGUAUCUUCAGAUACAUUGGUGCUGGUGAAUGAGGCUACCCAACCAUUACAGAUCAAAGAGAAACGAGUGACAAGCAGUGAACCAAUAAUACCGGUAGGUAUAAACAAUGUGUCAGUAGAUACAUUGCAAGACGUCAUCGUAGUAGAGGACGGAGAAGAUUUCCAUUUUGGAAGUAAUACAGAUGUUGAUAGUUGUGCUUCAUUACAGGUUGAUUCACCCAAUAGUAGUACACAUUCGGUUGAAUCGUUGUCAACAUUAGCCACCGAGGUGGACCAAUAUAAUAACAAAGGCAUAAACUUGAUGUUUAAUGGUAUUUUCGAUGCCUUGCUGUGAUUUAUGGUAUGAUUUUUCUCUUAGUAAUAAUUUAUAAUAUGCCCGUAAAAAAAAGUAAUAACUUCGGCCCGAUUUGUAAGACUGUAGUAUUUUGGAGACGCUGACUAAGAGGCGAAGCACGAUAGUGAGGGGGG